This is a messenger RNA of Botrytis deweyae, 1089 nucleotides long. RefSeq lists its product as uncharacterized. The transcript has 4 exons. The record is from RefSeq and is a predicted model, not a curated record. Gene Ontology annotation, molecular function: oxidoreductase activity. Lineage: Eukaryota; Fungi; Ascomycota; Leotiomycetes; Helotiales; Sclerotiniaceae. The coding region runs from base 1 to 1089 and encodes 362 amino acids.
AUGUUGAAUCCCUUUCGACAAAAUCGGUAUUCGCCGGUCCUCUCUGAUAUCGAGUCGGAGGAGAAAAAUGAGAGGGCUCUACAAGGCCGACCACUUCAACCGCCAAAAUUACUUUGCGCGGUAGUUCUUGGGGCUUUGGUUCUGGGGAUAGCUUUUUUCAGUGGUGUCAUUUUUGAGAAUCACUUCCUUCGACACCAAGCUCUAGAUCCUUAUCAGAACAGAGAGCGUUGUAGCAAUCCCUCGACGCGCAGAGAGUGGCGGUCGUUCAGUGCAGCAGAGAAAGUAAAUUAUCUGGAUGCUGUCCAAUGCCUAAGAGAGACACUGUCGAGAUUGCAUUCAGGUUAUUCAUUAUACGAUGAUUUUCCUUGGGUUCAUACAAACAUUGGAAACUACUCCCACAACGCCGCUGCUUUUGUUGCGUGGCACAGAUACUUUUUGCAUAGCUAUGAAAGAGCUUUGAGAGAAGACUGCCACUACACGGGUUACCUAAGCUAUUGGGAUUGGUCCCUUGAUUGGGAAAAUAUAGCCCACUCCCCUGUAUGGGAUAACGAACUGGGCUUUGGCGGCAACGGAAAUCCAAACUCAGAAGGUAUUGACUCACGUGGAAUCGGGCAGUGUGUUGUUGAUGGUCCUUUUGCUCUACUAUCCGUCCCAUUCAUCAGCUCUAAACACUCCCGGCACUGCUUAUCGCGCUCGUUCAACACAACCGAUAGUUCAGAAUCAUUGAAACUUCAACCUUACAUGCUCGAUCAAUUGAUGGAUACAGACGACUACGAGGAAUUUAAUCUGGGUCUUGAAGAUGCUGCACAUGCUUCAAUUCCUCAUAUGAUUCGAGGGGACUUCUCAAUGUUUACUGCUCCAUAUGAUCCCGUUUUCUUUCUUCAUCAUACGCAGCUUGAUCGACUUUGGUGGUUGUGGCAGCAGAAAGAUAUACAAAACCGCUUAUAUCAAUACCGAGGCGUUACAGCGUUUAAAUCGCCUGAGCAGGCCUCAGUCCAAGAUCUUCUACUUAUGGGAAAGCUGAUUGCCGAUAUUGAAGUCAAGGACGUCCUUGAUACAGAAUCGGGAGUACUGUGCUAUAAUUACUAG